AGAUGGACCUAUCUGAAUUCGUCCUAUAAGAAACUGCGAUUUUAUUACGCAACAUUUUCCAUUGCAAGAGGUUUUACUAAGGUGUGGCCUAAUGAAUACACCGGCGGAGACAGGUGAGCGUGGAGAAAACCGCUUUCCUGACUAUGUGAUGAACUUACACCUGCUUCCUGUAGUUCUGUCAUUGGCAGUCAUAUCUGUCACUCUCUCCCAGAACCUGGUCUCAAUCCAGUUUAAGUCAGAUCCAGUCCUGGUGCAGACUGGCACCGAUGCGGUCUUCACGGUGGUCAUAGUGUCCCAGGUGUUUUCCAUCACAUGGGGGUACCCAGGUGGGGUGACCCCCCUGGGGCUGUGGGUGGGGGGCAGUGCGGUGCUCAACACUGUGACCCAGUACCAGGGCAGGGUCACCAUCACAGCCACCCAGCUCCGUAUCAGCAGUGCCCAGCUGGGAGAUGCGGGGAACUACACAGUGCAGGUGGACCCUUCGCCCACCACGGGCCUGGCCCAAAACUCAAGGUCUAUACAGCUCAGGGUAUUCGAUGCAGUGGAUGGCGUGACUAUGUUUGUGCCGUCAGUGGCUCUGGAGGGGGGCAAUGUGUCUGUGCGCUGUACCUGGACCAAGGGGACAGAGACCAGUGUGAUGUGGGGUAAAGGGGGCUCUGUUCUCACCUCGAACUCCAGGGUCACUAUCAAAGGGGGCGACCUGGUGAUCAACCCAGCCAGGAGGGAAGAUGCCGGGGUCUACUCCUGCACCGUCGCUAACCUUGUCAGUGCUCAGACCGCCUCAAAGACCCUCACAGUUUACUAUGGUCCCGACACCCCCGUGCUGAGCAAUGAUUCUCCGGUAGACUGUGUGGGAGGAGCGGAUGCAGUGCUAGGCCAGACGAUCCGUCUCACCUGCGUGUCCGACUCCCUGCCCCCUGCCACUUUCUCCUGGCAAUACAACAAUGAACCCGUGGCGUCUGGACAACCAGACAGUGGCGUGUUCAGCCUCCAGACCUUCUCCACCAACCAGAGCGGCCAAUACAAGUGCGUGGCUAGCAACGCCAUCACGGGCGCCACGUCGGAGCAGGGGACGGGCCUGGCCAUCGUGGGCACAUGCCUCAGUGCAGGGGCAGUGGCUGGCAUAGUGAUUGGCUGUGUGGUCGCUCUGAUCUUAAUCAUCAUGGCCAUCGUACUCCUGGUGCGCUGGAGGAAAGUUGACCGAAGACCGGAGGCCACAGGACAAAAGGGACACCCAGACCUCAUGCUUACACCUCCAGAGCCCCCUCCACCUGGUACCCGGACUUUAGGUGGCCAGCACUCUGUCCCACCCGAUGGCCGCGAAAGCACACACACACCGCCACGCGACACUAACACACUUCAACACAAUGGCCAUGCCAACAGCAAUGGGUUCCCACACAAUGCCCAACUUCAGAAUGCCAAUUCAUUUCCACAAAAUGCCACCACGCAGGACCACAACACUUUCACACGCACUGCUGCACCUCAGAAUGCCAUCACACUCGACACCCUCCCACAGAUGACUCAAAACCACCCGAACAAUCCAAACAUUCUCAUACAAGCGGGUUCUACUCAGGUCGGUGUUAACCUUAACACACUGCCACACAACCAGCAAAAUAGCAACGCACAGCUACCCACGGUUCACGUCAAUCUCAAUUCCUAUCCAACUAAUGGUCAACAUCCCAACCAACAGUCACAGCAACAAUUUACAAGCCCACAGGACAGUACAAUGCAGUGGAGUGCCAUCAAUGUAGCCAACAGUGUUAGUGCUCCUCAAGUUCAAAAUAACAACCCACAAACGGUCACACAGACUGGACAGUCAUACUCCAAUCCCAGGAUGCAACUUGGCUUGUCAUAUCCUGGUGGUCCUUCACAGGUUGACCACAGUAACUUAGACACGGGUCCUCAAGUCUCUACUGGUCCUGUUCCUACUGGUUACACACACGGUGGUCGAAGUCACACUCUCCAGCGAAACGCCAACACACAGGCCUGCCAGAGGGACCAGGCUACUGAUACCCAGCCUAGACACUCCGACCCAGCAGCGGCCAGUUCUGUGCCACGGGAUGCCAGUCAUGCCACACCAAGUGCCAGCUCACACCACCAACAAAUGCCUUGGGACCAUCUGAGGGGCACCCCGGCGUACCCCAACAACUCCCCCAGAAGGGUACAUGCUUCCCCCGACAGCAGCUACACCUCUGAUAGCACAGAGUCUCCGUCCCAGGCUAGACGAUUUCAACCACACGCCCGAAGGAGUGGGCCAGGAGCACAGACUCUGAACCCCCCACAGAGCCAAUCUACACCCAGGAAGGCUGCACCGACGGCGGGCAGACAGGCCCAGAACCUCCCCCACACUCAUGGGACGAACAAUCAGCCUGGGGCUCCAAGCCACACACAGUCGCAUAUCAGUUCCCAUGUACGCGAUACACCAAGGCAGAGAGCCCGGCAGGAUGUCAGAGCUCAGUCCCAGAUCACAGCUCAGACCGCUUCUCAAAGCCAGACUGGCCCCAGGCAACAAAAUGCCUCACAUAGCCACCACAACCCCCAGCCGCAAAAACAGGGACCAGGCGCUCCACAGGGACUAAUAACCAACAUGCCCCGAGGCACCACAAUCAACACUCAAGCUCUAACAAAUCCAAAUCACAUCCCACAGACACAAAUCGGGAUUCAGUAUGGUAGGGGAAACACACAUAUGAUACCGCAGCCCACACAAGACCAGAGACAGACAGCAACACAAGGUUGGGGUGCAAUAUCACAGCCUGUUACACAGAACCCCAGUAGCCUCACUCAGACGGCCCUGGAGAUGCACACACUGACGACCCCUAACCCUUUUCACAACCGUAACCAACAGACACAGGCCGCCCUGCUCAACACCCAAGCUCGAGGCCCUAACCCUGGGCGCCAGCGGCCCCCCACGCCCCCUCCCGUGAUCCCUCUGGCUCAGUUUCAGACUAUUCCCAGAGAACGCACCCAGCACCAGUCUCCAAACCGGGGCCCCGAUGGCCCUCUCAGGCCCCCAGUCAACAUACACACCACACAGACACACCCCAAAGCCCACCCGCCCCACAGACAUCCCGACGCUACCAUGCCGGCCAACCUGCACUCAGGAAAUGGCCACCACGUGCACGCUGAUAACACACACAGGCACGGCCAAGGUACUCAACAUGCCCACAGGAACCUUGCCCACCCACGCCAGCAGACCCACCAAGGGAGGCCGAGACACUGAGUGAUGCCAACGGACACACACACACCAGCAACUGACAAGAGGAGAAACACAAGCAUGGAUGACUAUGGGAGCCCUACUGUAAAGCAAUGGAGACCAAGAAAAAACACACGUGUGCACGUGCACACACACACACCCCCACCCACUCACACUCUAUCACACACACUUCCCGCAGUCGACUCCCCCUGCCUGUCAAGUGUAUGCUAUCUGUUGAUUUUCAACAGUACCGACAAUGAGUCACUGGAAAACACACACUGAUGUGUCCUUUCUGAAGCUCCAUACAACCAAAUAGUAGGAAUGAGAAAAAGGCCUUAUUGAUGGCGAGAAUCUCCAGGCCGUGUGUAUGUGGCCUCUCCCAUUCAGCGUGUUCAGAGAGAGAAUGAGGCACUGCCACAACAAAGAGGACUUGUUUCCAUUCAUGUCUGUGUGUGUGUUGCUCCUUGUGACUAGAAUAAACAGUAACAAGGACAGGAAAAGAGAACCCUUGCUGGAUGGAUUCCAAUUGAUUGAAUGGACUUGGCCCCUGGGAACUACUGUGUGAAAAUUCUGAAGGAAAUAAAAACCCCUCUGCGACUUGCUUUAUUUAAUAUUUCCAUGGAAGUAUUUAUGUGGUGACUUUCUGUUUACAGAUGCUUCUCUUGACACCACUCAAUUAAGGGGAUUCGCUUCGGCGCCUGGGCUUCGGAAGCAAUGCGCAACUAACUAUGAAGGAGACCCCACAAAUGGAUGGGCCGCUUAUUAAUUAAGCGCUUUUAUGCGACUUAAAUGACUCGGAAAAUAAUAGCGGCCAUGCGUGGAGGAGGUCAGCACAAAGAAGCUGCUGAGCUGCAACAUUUUCCCCGACUCAGCAAAGCAAAACAAUUUGCUCUGGGACUACAAUGUUCUUUUGUGUGGGGGAUUGGCACAUUACAAGUGAUCUCUUUUGGAAGGAAUCUUAGUUUUCUUUAGAACAAAAUGUGCAUUUCAUGUUUUUGUUUUUCUGGUACGUGGUAAAUAUGUUGGCACUGCCAUUGCGAUAUGUGUCUUUGUGACUCAGGGAGGCUGUUUUAUAUUAAAAUAAAUGUUCCAUGAGAAUACAGAAUAGAGGGCCACCAGUUUGGGGACCAGUUGGGGAACCCUGGGCUUGGGGUUGUUUCUAGAUUGGAAGCCCCCUCUCUUCCCCAUCCAGUUCCUUUACUUGACUUGAGGUUUUUAAAGAUUAGGGGUCUCCAUUGAACAUGCUUUUCAUGACCAGUAUGUUUUAUUGAUGAUAAUAAAGGGUUUUGAUUGCCCCA
This is a messenger RNA of Oncorhynchus tshawytscha (Chinook salmon), 4491 nucleotides long. Its product is annotated as mucin-6-like. NCBI's taxonomy places the organism in Eukaryota, Metazoa, Chordata, Actinopteri, Salmoniformes, Salmonidae. The record is from RefSeq and is a predicted model, not a curated record. The transcript is spliced from 9 exons. The coding region runs from base 92 to 3220 and encodes 1042 amino acids.